Molecule: messenger RNA, 648 nt
Organism: Talaromyces atroroseus
Lineage: Eukaryota; Fungi; Ascomycota; Eurotiomycetes; Eurotiales; Trichocomaceae
Exons: 1
Coding region: 1-648 (215 amino acids)
Source: RefSeq, a predicted model, not a curated record
AUGGCCGGCCUGUCCGAGGCCUCACAAGGUUCUGAAGACUCCAAAUUUGACAUUUUCGAGUGGUAUCCGCAGUACCAAAGCUGCCAGAGAUAUUUCAUCGACUGUGCCCAACAUAGCGUCCCAGUGCAGGCGCUCUCAGCCUUUCUCAAUAUCCAACUUCCAUUCCAGAAACAACCCUACCCAGUCUUUAAUUCAACAUCCCCUGCCGCAGGAGUAGCCACAUCAGCCGCGCCAUCAGGGCAACCGCCGGCCUCUUUACCUAGCGCGGCAUCGUCGGUCUCACUGAUCCCCUAUAUCAGACGCCUGGUUGCGACAGGGAUGGACUUCCCGGGAGUUUUGCAUGGAUUUUUCGGCGACGACUGGACGACCGGCGUAGGACCACUGCACGAGCACGAGCGUCGGAAUUAUCUCUUUGCUGCCAAGAGCGGCGGAUGGGCUGCGGUGAAGAAGGAUUACGAUAUGGGACCGUCGGAAACAGUGCCGUUCUUGCGGCCACUGCAAGGGCCCAUUGACACUGAGCUCGAGGGUGCCGAGCGAAGCUGGAGCGAGUGGUUGGCGAUGGAAGAUUGGAUGGUUGGGCCUCGAUAUCCGGAUACGCUGCAAGAUUCGUCAUCAACACAUUCUCGGCAACGCGUGUCGAGACCCUGA